Solanum stenotomum is the source of this 768-nucleotide messenger RNA. RefSeq lists its product as uncharacterized. The transcript has 3 exons. NCBI's taxonomy places the organism in Eukaryota, Viridiplantae, Streptophyta, Magnoliopsida, Solanales, Solanaceae. The coding region runs from base 286 to 765 and encodes 159 amino acids. Gene Ontology annotation, cellular component: membrane. The record is from RefSeq and is a predicted model, not a curated record.
UUUUAUAUAAAUGUGUUGCCAAAGAUGAGAUCUUUGUAUCUUAGUGACUUCUCUUCUCUUUUCUCUCUGAGAUUCUCUUAAUUUUUUGAUUUUUUUUUUGAAGAAAUACAACUAAUAGUUGAAAUGGGGUUUCUUGUUUUUCACUGAAAGCACAUGAUUCUAAUAGUUUUUAGUUUUUUUUAUAAGCAAAUGCAACAAAAAUUGUGAUGGGGUUUCUUGUUUUUAACUGAAAAAGCACAUGAUAGUGUGUUGUUGUUUCAGUGAGAUUUUGGAGAGUAGUUGCAGAUGAAGAUGAGGGGUUAUUCAUUCUUUACUGCUACUCUCAUUUUUGCUGUUUCCAUUUGUUUCAGCUCAAUUCCUGCUGAUUCUUUACCAAGAGACUCUUUUAAGUCCAUUUUAGGGGAGGGAAAUUUGGAAUCAUGGAAGGAUGGUGUAUUGCACUCAACAGAUAUGGCACAAGCACCAAGUGAGCAUGCGAGCACGCUAGUGCUGGCGGGAAACAGGACGAGGAGGCCAGACUUUCUUUCUGGUUUCCACAAAUACAGAGGUGGAUGGGAUAUUGCCAAUAAACACUACUGGGCAUCUGUUGGUUUUACAGGUGUUGCUGGUAUCAUACUCGCUCUGCUGUGGUUCAUUUCUUUUGGAUUGGCUCUUGUAGUGCAUUAUUGCUGCGGAUGGAAGAUCAAUAUUAGAGAUGGAGAACGACAUUUUUCAGAGAGAAUUUGCCUGAUCGUGCUCAUCAUCUUGACAUGUGCUGCAGCGUAAUAA